ACGCUGGCCGGAGCACAACGCUCCUGCUGCUGGCUUUUCCACUUCCAUCGCGCAGUCUUCUGGCCGGACCGGACGCGGUCUUGCGCGAUUGGUACCUCACGAAAAAUUUCGUACAAACCGACCACGGUUCUUCCACGAAACGCCCCCAUCCGUUCCAAGUAUCGACGGAGAGAGAGAUACAGUAUCGAUAAGUGGUUCCUCAGGAUCGGUCGCUAGCAGAGCAAAAGAGUAAUCGCGGUGUACGGGUGUGAGAAAUUGUAUUCGGAGUGCGCCUCGAUGUGAGGACGGUGCUUUCAUGAGGGAUUAAAAGAAGAAGGAAUCAACGGAGCCGAGAGACAGUUGCACCAAGAUGCGGGAGAAAAGGUGGCUUCUGCUCGCUCUGUACGGACUCGUUCUGGCCAACGCCUGCUCAGCCGCGCUCAAGGGUACCAGGCCGAAAUUCAAGAUCGCCACUACCUCGACGACCACCACCACCGAGGAGAGCCCAGCCCACGAGAACGAGAACGAGGAUGCCGAGUCAACCACGACCGCGACAUCGGCGACCGCCGAGACGAACUCGACGACCGGCCACGUGCUCACCGGGAUACCCCAGAUCGAUUACAUCUGGGACCCGAAUCUUCCGCGAGAAUUGAACGGCUACAACCUCAGCGACUAUCCGUUCUACAACAGCAUACCCGAGGACAUCGACUUCAAAUGCGACGGGCUGCACGACGGAUUCUACGCUAGCGUUCCUCACAAAUGUCAGGUGUACCAUCACUGCCUGUUCGGCACGAGAUACGACUUCCUCUGCGCGAACUUCACGGCGUUCGAUCAGAAGACUUUCAUCUGCCACUUCGUCUCCGAAGUGGACUGCGCUAACUCCAAGAAGUACUGGCACAGGAACGACGCCCUGUACAAGGCUGCCACGACAUCCACCACGUCCACUUCGACGACAACCACUCCAGCCCCAGUGGUACCCGCCGCUGGACGUCCAUCACAGAGGGACAGAGACCCUCCGAGAAGGAGGAGACCCUUUAGAAGACGACCGGCGUACGAUUACUACGACGAGGAGUAUUACGACGACGACUAUAGUCGUCCCAGGGGCUACGGCAGAGACGACUAUGACUACGAGGAUCGGAAGUACAGAAGGGAUAGGGAUCGUGAAUUCCGAGACCGAGAUCGCGACUUCAGGGACAGGGAUGCUCCGAGGACGAGAGACACGGUCGCCAGGGACGACAGAGAUCGAGAUACCAGCGCCAGGGACAGAUAUCCGAGCAGAAACAAUAGGAGAGACCCGAGCAGGUCGAGAGAUCCUCUCGAGGAAGAUGCCAGGGUCAGGCCUAGGGACCCUGAUCAAGGAUCAAGGUCCGCGUCCAGGGAAGUCGACGAUGCGGAAUUGGACGAUCGACGCGGAGAUCCGAGAGUCAGAGACGGCGACGAUCGCCGGUAUCCUGAUAAGAGGUACAGGGAUGAGUACGACGAUAAGGAACCUGCAUCCUCGUCAGGAACUUCUGGAGUGAGUGCAGAUGGUUUGGUGAAGCCUGCAGCACCCGUUGCAUCGGUCUACGCUAGGCCAAGAGCUCCUCCUAAGAUCAGAAGACCGGUACCGAUCUCUGAGCAGGACAAAUACGCUUAUAAGGCUACAGCUGUUCAAUCGACAGAAGAACCUCGAAGACGACCAAUGGACGCGGAAGACGAUUACUACGAAGACGAAGAAGAUUUUAGACCGAUUCGAAGACCCCUGAGAAGAAGACCGUCCUAUCGGGACAGGGACAGAGAUUUUUAUGAUACCAGGGAUAGGGACAGGGACAGAGAUCGACCCUUCAGGUCACGUUACCGAGACGAGGAGGACGACGUGAGACCCAGGAAGCACUCGGAUCGCUCGAGAGAUCGCUACUACGAUCGAGAAAGGGAUCGAGGUGCUGACCGCGGAAGAGACCGGUCCCUGGACCGUGGAAAAGAUCGAACCGUGGAGAGACCGAUGGAUCGCGAUCGAGGGCGGACGCAGGAAGCCGAGAAACAGGAGAGGCCGUUCUCGACGCGACCUGUCGACAGGGACCGAGACGCGGAUCGUCCUAGAACCGGCUCGAGAUCGAAGGAUCUGCAGGAUCCCACAGAUGCGCCACCGAGAAGAGGCAAUAGUUACGAGAGAACUACCACCACCAGCACAACCACGACAACCUGUCUUCCCGAGCAACUGUACCACAAAGUAGAAACGGACAAGGAGCCAGCUAACGAUAGGUCUGAGAGACCAACUCAGAGGACAACGACCAGAGCGCCGUUGGAGGACGAAGACUCUCACAGACCUAGCCAGCAGGACUACCAGGAAAGGGAUCAGGAGGAUAGACGAGAUCAUGGUCAGUAUCAAACCACGGAUGAAUAUUCGCAAGAGUACUACGACGAGCCGGAUGAUCCUCCAGUUCCUUCGCCAAGAACAGCGGUUCGCAUCGUGAAGCGACCGUUCCUGCCGUCCAGAGGCGGAAACGCUAACCCGAGAGGCUUGUCGCCGGUCGGUUCAAAGGCGACCACGCCUAGAAGGGAGGAAGACAGAGUGACGGAGAGGCCUAAGAAUUAUUAUCCGCAAGAGGCCACGCAGGAUAGCUCCCCAGAGCAUAGUCAGCCGUCGAAACCUCGGCAGGAGGAGAAGGAAAUAUACGACGCGUACAAAACCGUCCUAUCCGACAGUCAACGCGAGUCUCACAGACAGGAUGACUACGAUGCUUCUCUCGUCAGACCCACGGCACGAAGACCAACUGAAAGACAAAGGGAGGAAGAGGCGCAGAAGCAGGAAGAUACGUUCGUCAGGGGACCGAAGCAAGGACAGCGCCAGGAAGACCGACAGAAUUACGAGGAGGGACUGGCUAAAUGGCCCGGAGAGGAAUACUCGAGGCCCGCCCAAAAUAACGAGGGCAGCCAGCCGGUUUCCUCUCGCGGCAAGGGGAGAGUGACCGAGAACCCGAACGUCUUCGGCGCGUAUAAGAACGACGAGAAUCAGGAACAUCCAACCGGACCAGGGAACUUCAGGGUGAAGCAGAGGAUCAACGAGGUGACCCAUCAGCUGCAGGAUAUCCCGGAAAGCGAGUACGACGUCACGUUGAACGACGCUUUGACGCCGACGUUGAACCAGGAGGCGAACUUGCCUAGCGGUUUCGUGCUACCACUUCACAGGCAAAUCAGUAGGGACACGGUUCUCCAGCCGUCCGAGAAUAAUUACAAGGUCUCGAGGCCCGUGACUCAGCAGCAACAGAAACCGUUCGUGCCUAGUCCUCAGUUUGUGCCGGCAGUGGCCAACAGCGACAGGCUGAGGACCGUUUAUUACAGACCCGCUGAGACCAUUCAGCUCAGCGGAGCGCAGUAUAGACCGCAGAGGGGGCCGUGGCACGAUUACACCGGUUACUGAACGGGCUUACACGGUUGAUAUUAUAAAAGCUCUCGAGCUGACGGAAUCGUUCGACCCUAGCGAUUCUUAGAAAUUCGAAAAAGCCGCGAAAGACGAGCGUUUAGUUUGCUCGUCUUCGAGGAAACAGUCGCUUCGACUGAUUCCCUCUCUCGGUAGAAAGGAACACUUGUCGGACGCUUGGUCCUCGGUUGGUCAGAAUUUUCGAUGUUUCUCGUACACGAAGAUCCUGGACAACGGAUCAUCGAUCUUUGGGGAUAGAAAAUGAAUACAAAAACGAAUCAAAUAAUUGUCGUGAUGUUGACAAGCAUCGAGCGUAGCAAACAAGAUCGAAGACAGCAUUCCAAAAGAGCGAUAUCAAUAUCGAUAUUGUCGUUCGGUAUUUCUUUAAUUCUCUGAUGCGGCGUGAUUCGAAUAAACCGAUGAUAACCGAAGAAUGUCGACCGGAAUUUAGUCGAAUUCGUUUCUCAUCAAGGCGCUUCUUCGCAAUCUGAAAAAUAAACGAAUGAAUUCGGAGAUUGUACGAAAUUCUUGGGUCGAAGGUGCGAGUCAUCCAUUAAUUGUUUCUACUUUCGGCUGAGCUUGUAAAUAUUCGCACGAUUAUACGCCUGAUUGUACCGUUUAUAUUCUCGCCUUAAAUUAUUCAUGUAAGCGCCAGACACGUGUACACGGUUUUCUACGAAAGCACAUUUGUCGCCCCGAUUAUGUAUUUUCUUUCGAUAUUAGUAGCGAGUAAGCCUUCUCGAGUAUACAUUCCACAUGAAAUCUCUUGUAAAUUAUAUCAACUGUGACG
Molecule: messenger RNA, 4169 nt
Organism: Nomia melanderi (Alkali bee)
Lineage: Eukaryota; Metazoa; Arthropoda; Insecta; Hymenoptera; Halictidae
Cellular component (GO): extracellular region
Molecular function (GO): chitin binding
Source: RefSeq, a predicted model, not a curated record